This is a messenger RNA of Notothenia coriiceps (black rockcod), 2121 nucleotides long. Lineage: Eukaryota; Metazoa; Chordata; Actinopteri; Perciformes; Nototheniidae. The record is from RefSeq and is a predicted model, not a curated record.
GUUAUGGAGCACCAAAUGGAAACGGAGGUCCUUACACUGGUUAUGGUGCUGCUGCUGGAGGGAAUGGAGCUAAACCCAAUGGUUAUGGAGCCGGAGCCGGACCAGCAGCUGGAGCAGGACUUAACAAAGGAUAUGGAGCUAAACCCAAUGGUUACGGAACUGGUGCCGGAGCAGGAGUUGGACCUGGUGCUGGAGCUAACAAAGGAUAUGGAGCUAAACCCAAUGGUUAUGGAGCCGGAGCCGGACCUGCAGCCGGAGCUGGAGCUGGAGCUAACAAAGGAUAUGGAGCUAAACCCAAUGGUUACGGAACUGGUGCCGGAGCGGGAGUCGGACCCGGUGCCGGAGUUGGUGCUGGAGCUAACAAAGGAUAUGGAGCUAAACCCAAUGGUUACGGAACUGGAGCCGGAGCGGGAGUCAGACCCGGGGCUGGAGCUGGAGCUAACAAAGGCUAUGGAGCUAAACCCAAUGGUUACGGAGCUGGAGCAGGAGCUGGAGCAGGUGCUAACAAAGGCUAUGGAGCUCAACCCAAUGGUUACGGAGCUGGAGCUGGUGCUAACAAAGGCUAUGGAGCUCAACCCAAUGGUUAUGGAACUGGUGCCGGAGCGGGAGUCGGACCUGGGGCUGGAGUUGGAGCUAACAAAGGAUAUGGAGCUAAACCCAAUGGUUACGGAGCUGGAGCCGGACCAGGAGUCGGAGCUGGACCCGAAGCUGGAGCUAACAAAGGAUAUGGUGCUAAACCCAAUGGUUACGGAGCUGGAGCUGGUGCUAACAAAGGCUAUGGUGCACAACCCAAUGGUUAUGGAGCAGGUGCCGGAGCUACCAAAGGCUAUGGAGCUAAACCCAUUGGCUAUGGUGUUCCAGCUGGUGUACCUAAUGGACAGCUACGGGAAGGGUCCAAAGGGUCCAGGUGUGUCCAACGAAAAGGGCCUAAAAGGUGGAGUCCCCGCUCCUGAGCAGCCGAGUGAAACACCUGAAGAGAUUUUUGCAACUCCACAGGAACUAACAGAGGACGUAGUACCUGUUGUCCCCGAGCCGACGAGCGGUAUCGUUGUCAUGGUGACGCAAGAGAAAUAUCAAAAGCAGACGCCACAUUUGACACCAGCAAAGAGCUACAAACAGAAACCCCAGUUCCCUCAGGCCACAGCAGCACCAGAACCAGAACCAGAAGCAGUACCAUAUGCACAACCAGAACCAGCGUUUCCUCAGGGGAAAGGCCCAAUGCCUGUAUUUGAACCCACACCUGAGCCAGGACCCAUAUAUCCACAAGGCAAGGGGCCAAAGACCUUCACAUCUGGACCUGCAGCAGAGGUUCCUGAGUCCCACCCGGCACCUGGUGUCCCUGAAGGUUUUGUGACUGCAACUGCUGUGCCUGAGCAAAAAGAGGCAGAGACAGAGGUUCUUGUGGAGAUAGACAGUGACAGUGAAGGGGAUGCUGCCCCUACGAGCACACAACCCCCCACUGUCACUGCAACAGUAGCAGCUAAAAGUACACAGAGUAUCACUCCUGAAGUAACUGUGGGUGUGCCUGAGUCCACACCUGAAGAAGCAAACCCCGAGAGUCAGCCUGAGUUUGCACCUGAAGUAGCAAACCCCAAACAUCAGCCUGAGGAAGCACCUGGCAGGGUCAGGGGCAAAGGUCUCCCUACAGGAGAAAGUGGCGAAACUGACAAUGGAGGAGCAGUCGGCAUCACCAAGGAACAAGGAGCUAAACCAAAGAAACCUGGUGCUGGAGCUGGCACCAACACGAAAGGUUAUGGAGCAGGAGCAGGAGUUCCAAACAACAGAAAUGGUGCUAAUCCCAACGGAAACGGUGCCAGGGCAGGGGGGGUUUUAAUUGGAGGAGGUAAAGAAAACAAACCAGGUUAUGGAACAGGAGGCUACAACGCCCCGGCACCCGGCAACGGAUAUGGCGCUGGUCUGGGAUAUCCUUAUGCCCGAAAACCUCAGCAACCUGGUUACGGACAGGGAGCUUACCUCGGAGCUGGAUAUGGAAAUCCAUACGGAGGAAAUGCAGGUCAGGGUGAAGCAGGCAAGCCCCAAUCCGGUCUUGGUCAAGGUGUACCCGCUGCUAAUGGAAAAUCAGGUACAGUUAAAGAUACAUACGAUUUAAGAGUGAAGUGA